GUGGCGGGAUAUCUGAAAUUGGCGCUAAUAUUGUGAAAUUUUCAGACCAUUUUUUAUGUUUUCUGAAAAGUUCAGACCAUAUUUGUUUGAUCCAAAUCCCUAACCCCAAAGUCCCACCCCCUUCAUCACUCUCUCUCUCUCUCUCUCGAUCUCUCUCACUCGGCGCACGUUUCUCUCUCCGGCAGCUCUCUCUCCGGCCCUCCUAUCACUCUCCGGCGCACUCAACUCUCUCCGGUAGCUAUCUCCGUCGAUCUAAACCCAUCCAAGCAGUGAAGGGGCAAUCAAACCCUCGGCGACCGUUUCUGUCAGUGUCUCUCUCGCUCAUUCGGGCCGCAUAGAGAUGAAAGAUAGCAGAGAUGCUGUCAAGAACGAUAAAGCCUCAAAAUCCUCAGCUGUUAGCUCUCUCCCACUCAUUCUUGAUGUGGAUGACUUUAAGGGUGAUUUUUCAUUUGACGCGUUGUUUAGGAACUUGGUGAAUGAGCUUCUGCCGUCUUUCCAAGACGAAGAAACUUAUUCAUCAGAAGGGCAUGGCAGCGGCGUCGGUGGGAAUGCUGCUUUGUCGAAUGGACAUUUAAGAGGGGAUGCCGCGAAAUCGGCUGCCCCUUUGUUUCCAGAAGUGGAUAAGCUCUUGGGCCUAUUCAAGGAUUCUUAUAAGGAGUUGGUUGAUCUUCGAAAACAGGUUGAUGGUAGACUCAACAAUCUCAAGAAGGAGGUCUCUGUCCAAGAUUCUAAGCACCGCAAGACACUCGCUGAGCUGGAAAAAGGUGUAGAUGGAUUGUUUGAUAGCUUUGCAAGGUUGGACUCACGUAUUUCAAGUGUUGGACAGACUGCUGCAAAGAUCGGAGAUCAUUUGCAGAGUGCAGAUGCUCAGCGAGAAACUGCUAGUCAAACAAUAGAGCUUAUAAAGUAUUUGAUGGAGUUCAACAGCAGCCCAGGAGACCUAAAAUCGCUUGGAGUCAUAGGCUUUCUUAUCCUUUUCAGUGGUGUUUGUCCUUGUGUAGAACUGGAGAACAGAUUGCUUGCCCGUUUUGAUGCAGCAUCACAGCGGAGAGAAUUGUCUUCAAUGGCUGAAUGUGCUAAAAUUUUAUCUCAGGUAAAUACUUUUGUUAGGUCUGAUAUGUAAUAAUUUAAUUAUUAUUGAUUUUAAACUUAAUAGCUUCAUUAAGUAGCUCUUCCUUCCCUCUUUCCCACUCUUUCUUCAUCUCUCUCUCUCUCUCUCUCUCUCUUUGGAUUUAUAAUAUGAGGAUAAAUCGAAUUAAUCCUCCCUAACUACUUUGCUCUUUUACUUCAUUUGUUUAGUCAACAAUCUUUUUAACAGAUGAUGAGAACAAAGUGAAUGCUUUUGACAAAAUUAAUAAUUUCUUAAACAAGAUUAGUAGAUUUGUUGAUUAAAAUGGGCAAUUGAAAUAGACUAGUUGAAAUAAACAGCUGCUUCCAAUCCUUAGACCUUGUGGUUGCUUAACAAGCACUCAUCCCAAAUUCUCAAGCAUCUAUAGCUAUUCAAUGUAAAGCUGUUCUUGUGGUUGAAUUCUUGUGGUUGAAUUCUCAAGCAUCCCAAAUUUUCCAGUAGGUACAUGUGUGUGUGGUCGUUUAAUCUUGGCGGUCCAUAGGGAUUGUGGUGUCAGUUUCAACAAACAAUGAUAGUAGGUUUUUGUUAUAAUAUAGGCAAAUGUGGGUUAAGAAAGUUUAUAUUGUAGCUGUUUUAAUGUCUCUUUGCUGCCUGUAACUGUCAAAAUCUACAGGGAAGGCCUUCUUCCCCCUACUCACCAAAAAUUAUAUAAAAGAGAUGAUUUGAAACCUGCCCAACGCUAGGUUGGAUGAGAGGACCACCUUUUUUUAUUGCUUGCCAAUUUAGUUUGGUUGU
Molecule: messenger RNA, 1864 nt
Organism: Corylus avellana
Lineage: Eukaryota; Viridiplantae; Streptophyta; Magnoliopsida; Fagales; Betulaceae
Product: exocyst complex component SEC10a
Biological process (GO): Golgi to plasma membrane transport; exocytosis
Cellular component (GO): cytoplasm; exocyst
Source: RefSeq, a predicted model, not a curated record